CGUUUGAAUUUUAGAAUGACUUCUAACGCGGGAAAAUUUAACAACAAAUCUACUUCUGAACUAUUUAUAAAAUGGUUUGGAAAAUACAACGGUAUGCUAGACAGAAAACAGUCCAUAAAGGGGGUGACACCAUUGAGUGGGAUGAUUUUGAUGACAAGCAGUCUCCCAUAGAACUGAGAAUUCAACAGGGAAACAUGACUCUGAUCCAUGGGAAAACUGUUAGGGAUUCAUUUUCUGAAUUAAAAGCCAUUUCUAAAGGAAAGGCGACACUUUUUUGUGCCAUUUUGGUUAUCUAUCGUUUAGAGACCCACACACAUCGAUUUCGGGUCAAGUUUGCAGGGGGAGAAAACUCCUGUGAACAGUGUGCACAGCAGUUGUCGGACUUCUUUCCAGUAAAAAUUUUACCGAUUACUGUUGAAUCUUCACAGCAGGGCGAAAAGGAGGGAAAACAUGAUAAAGAGGUGGUCAAAGGGGAGAUAACUAUUUCAAAAAUGGCGGAGGUUGUCAACGGAAGAACUGCGUCUGUGAAACUUUCGGCAGCGUAUGACAGAGCCCAAUCGAUGAACGGAACACAAUUAAACACACUCAUCAAAUUAUGUUUGGCUGAUCCUCAGUUUCCGGCGUUCGUGGAAGAAGUCGAAAAGGAAUUAGUCAAAAUCAAAGAUGAAAUGAAGACGUAAGACAAUCACAAAAGGAUCCAAGACUUCUGCAGGAUUUCUGAUUUGUCGAUGGUGGGUUUCAGCACAGUUGGAAGAUUGCCGUCAUCACGACCACGUGAUCACCUUGCAUUGGUGUCUUCUAAAAUGUGAAUCCGUUACUGACUCUAACUAUUCUACGCACUAUUUUAUUUUUGUUUAUCAUGCUACAGCAAUUAUUUCAGCUUGAAAUUAUAGUUACAAUUAUCGGUACUUUUAUAAAACAAGAAACCAAUAUCACU
Molecule: messenger RNA, 937 nt
Organism: Saccostrea cuccullata (small rock oyster)
Lineage: Eukaryota; Metazoa; Mollusca; Bivalvia; Ostreida; Ostreidae
Product: meiotic recombination protein REC114-like
Exons: 6
Coding region: 72-680 (202 amino acids)
Source: RefSeq, a predicted model, not a curated record